Ctenopharyngodon idella (grass carp) is the source of this 848-nucleotide messenger RNA. RefSeq lists its product as uncharacterized. The transcript has 4 exons. Bases 116 to 742 code for a protein of 208 amino acids. NCBI's taxonomy places the organism in Eukaryota, Metazoa, Chordata, Actinopteri, Cypriniformes, Xenocyprididae. The record is from RefSeq and is a predicted model, not a curated record.
GCCUCGUAGCCGGUCGGGUGUACAGUUAUCCCGUUCAAGUGGAUCUUCUCGAAUUUUGUUCCUUAAGAGUAAAACUACUUUAGUGCAGUUUAGAUCGUUACUGGUUAGAAACACCAUGGGGAUCAAAUCAAACUUGUGCCUCUGGAUACUAGCCCUCACUAACGGUGUAUUUGGUGUUGGGACAGCAGAAAUGGAGGGAUCGUCUUUAACCCUACCCACUGAUGUGCAGGAAUAUAAUAAAAUCUUUUGGAUAUUUGAACCUCAGAACUGGAUUAUAGCCAGUUGCAGAGUAAAUGGGACCCCACCGUGCGAGAUUACACUGGGGACAGAAGAACAGAUCAACACAUUUAGAGACAGACUGAAGAUAGUCAGUAAUGGGUCUCUCACCAUCAUGAACAUCAGCGAUGAACAAGCUGGACUCUACACACUACAGAACUUCAACAAAUGGAAUACAUUGCAUGAGAAGGAAUUCAAUGUUAGCGUCUCUCCUCCCAAGACUGUCAACGAAAACAGCUAUGUGGGGAACAAUUCAAUCACCAACCAGACUAAACAAGACUUUCAGCCAUACUCAGAUUCAGGUCUGAACCCAUGGCUGAAAGAUGUGUUGGUGGGUGUUGCAGCAGUAGUAGCAGUAGCAGUAGCAGUAGCAGUAGCAGCUGUGUUUCUUUACAAGAAAUUUUACAAAAAGUGUAAAGCAGGACGAAAUGGCAAGUAUUACCUACACUCGAUACAGAUUGUGUAAAAGUAGUCUUUAAACUUUUUUUUUCUUAUUCUUUAUUUUUAUUAAUACCCAGAUUUUUUUAACUGAAACCGUCUCUCAUUUUUAUGUCUCUCAUAUCACACCGUUU